GACCCGCGGGCGGGGCUGGCGCGCGGCCACCCCCCCCUGGCGUUCACCUCCCCUGGCCCGGCCGCGGCGCGGGAGACCCGCUCCGAGCAAGCCCCGGCCGCGGGACUCCCGGGUCUCGGCGCUGCGCGUGUCCCCGUGGCGGGGUCUCGGCAGGGAGCGGGACUCGGGAUGGUUCUCCUGCCCCUGCUGUUGGUAGCAGCCUCGCUGGGAGAGCUGAGGGCUGCGGCGGCUGAACCAGCUGGUAAAGAAGAAACGAUCCAAAUAGAUUCACCAAAAAUCAGACAGAGGCUGUAUGGGCUAGUGACUCCGAUCAGCACCAGUGCGGAUGGAAGCUUUAUCUCCAAUAUUCUUUCCGCAAACCAUCAAAGAAGAUUAACAAGGGAUGUAUCCCAAAGCCCCAAACAACUGUAUUUUAACAUCACAGCUUUUGGAAGGGAAUUCCAUCUCAGGCUGAGGCCUAACACCCAUCUGGUGGCUCCAGAGGCUGUAGUGGAAUGGUAUGAAGACUUUGUGGAAAGUGGAAAUGGAACUGAGGCUGGUAACAAAAGUCAGGCUAGAAGCGCAACAGAGCGGAUAUGGAAAAAAGAGCCUCUGUGGACCAAUUGUGCAUAUGUUGGAGACAUCACUGAUAUCCCGGGAGCAUCUGUUGCUAUUAGCAACUGCGACGGUCUGGCUGGAAUGAUAAGAACUGAUAAAGAUGAAUAUUUCAUUGAACCUUUGGAAAGAGGCAAACAAAUGGAAGAAGAGAGAGGAAGAAUUCACGUGGUCUACAGGAGAUCAGCUGUAACACAAGAUCCCGGCGACAUGCUCCUAGACUUCCAUACGGAAGCGUCUCUUCUCAGCGGACUGGAUGGUCUGGAUUCCAUGUACAGCAACAUAGAGCAGCAGCUAAAUGAAACGCUGAGACGACGCAGGCAUGCGGGAGACAAUGACUACAACAUUGAAGUGCUUCUAGGAGUGGAUGAUUCUGUAGUCCGAUUCCACGGCAAAGAACAUGUUCAAAACUACCUCCUCACCCUUAUGAACAUAGUGAACGAAAUUUACCAUGAUGAAUCCCUUGGUGUCCACAUAAAUGUGGUGCUGGUGCGAAUGAUAAUGCUGGGAUAUGCAAAGUCCGUCAGCUUGAUUGAAAGGGGAAACCCCUCAAGAAGCCUGGAGAAUGUUUGCCGCUGGGCCUACCAACAACAGAAGUCGGAUCCCAAUCAUUCUGAGCACCAUGAUCAUGCCAUUUUUUUAACCAGGCAAGAUUUUGGGCCUGCUGGUAUGCAAGGAUACGCUCCCGUCACUGGCAUGUGUCACCCUGUACGAAGCUGCACUCUCAACCAUGAGGAUGGGUUUUCUUCAGCUUUUGUAGUUGCCCAUGAAACUGGUCAUGUGCUGGGAAUGGAACAUGACGGGCAAGGGAACAGAUGUGGAGAUGAGACAGCUAUGGGGAGUGUCAUGGCUCCUUUGGUGCAGGCUGCAUUUCAUCGUUACCACUGGUCCCGGUGCAGUGGCCAAGAACUCAAAAGAUACAUACACUCCUAUGACUGUCUCCUUGAUGACCCCUUUGAACACGAUUGGCCCAAACUUCCUGAACUGCCAGGAAUCAAUUAUUCCAUGGAUGAACAAUGCCGCUUUGAUUUUGGUGUUGGUUACAAAAUGUGCACAGCGUUUCGAACCUUUGACCCAUGUAAGCAGCUGUGGUGUAGCCAUCCAGAUAAUCCAUACUUCUGUAAAACUAAGAAAGGGCCUCCACUCGAUGGCACAGAAUGUGCCCCAGGGAAAUGGUGCUAUAAAGGUCACUGUAUGUGGAAGAAUGCUAACCAGCUGAAACAGGACGGCAACUGGGGAUCCUGGACAAAGUUUGGCUCCUGCUCACGGACCUGUGGUACUGGCGUUCGCUUCAGAACACGCCAGUGCAACAAUCCAAUGCCAGUCAAUGGUGGUCAAGAUUGCACCAGUGUCAAUUUUGAGUAUCAGCUUUGCAGUACAGAAGAAUGUCCAAAGCACUUUGAGGACUUCCGAGCACAGCAGUGUCAGCAGCGUAAUUCCCAUUUUGAAUAUCAGAAGAGCAAACACCACUGGCUGCCGUACGAGCACCCUGAUGCCAACAAAAGAUGCCACUUAUACUGCCAAUCCAAAGAAAUUGGAGACAUUGCUUAUAUGAAACAACUGGCACAUGAUGGGACUCGCUGUUCUUAUAAAGAUCCAUACAGCAUUUGUGUGCGUGGAGAGUGCGUGAAAGUGGGCUGUGACAAGGAAAUUGGUUCCAACAAAGUUGAAGAUAAAUGUGGGGUCUGCGGUGGAGAUAACUCUCAUUGCCGAACGGUCAAAGGGACCUUUGCCCGAACUCCCAAAAAGCCCGGGUACCUUAAGAUGUUUGAUAUUCCCCCGGGUGCUAGACAUGUGUUUAUCCAAGAAGACGAGGCUUCUCCUCACAUUCUUGCCAUUAAGAACCAGGCUACUGGACACUAUAUUCUGAACGGGAAAGGGGAGGAGGCCAAGUCACGAUCCUUCAUUGAUCUUGGUGUGGAGUGGGAAUACAACAUAGAAGAUGACAUAGAAACUCUUCAUACUGAUGGGCCUUUGCAUGAUGCUGUUGUUGUAUUGGUCAUUCCUCAAGAGAACGACACAAGAUCUAGCCUGACUUACAAAUACAUCAUUCAUGAGGAUUCAGUACCCACGAUCAACAGUAACAAUGUUCUUCAGGAUGAAAUAGAUACUUUUGAGUGGGCUUUGAAGAGCUGGUCCCAGUGCUCCAAACCUUGUGCAGGAGGUUUCCAGUACACGAAAUAUGGGUGCCGCAGGAAAAGUGAUAACAAAAUGGUUCACCGCAGCUUCUGUGAAGCCAGCAAAAAACCAAAGCCUAUUCGUAGAAUGUGCAAUCUGCAGGAAUGCACACAGCCACUUUGGAUAGCAGAUGAAUGGGAAUACUGCACAAAAACCUGUGGGAGUUCUGGUUACCAGAUCCGUACUGUGCGCUGCAUUCAACCUCUUCACGACGGUGCAAACCGCUCUGUCCAUAUCAAGUACUGUAGUGGGGAUCGCCCUGAGAGCCGCAGGCCCUGUAACCGAACGCCAUGCCCUGCGCAGUGGAAAGCUGGACCCUGGGCUGAGUGUUCUGUGACCUGUGGGGAAGGAACUGAGUCCAGGCAGGUCACAUGCCGUGCCGGUGACCAGUGUGAUGGAGAAAAACCUGAGUCAGUGAGGGUUUGUAAGCUUGCUCCCUGUAAUGACGAGCCCUGCCUGGGAGACAAGUCAAUAUUCUGUCAAAUGGAAGUGCUUGCACGCUAUUGCUCCAUCCCUGGCUAUAACAAGCUGUGCUGUGAGUCUUGUAGCAAGCGCAGCAGCACCCUCCCGCCACCUUACCUUACUGAAGCUGCUGAAACCAAAGAGGAAGUGAUGUUCCAUCCUAGUGACCUACCUAGGGCCUUGGUGAUGCCGACAUCUUUAGUACCUCAGCACGCAGAGGUCGCUGAUGAGAACAGAAGUUCUGUAGGCAGGAUGCCUAUGGAAGAGGACAUAGAUGUACUUGUUUCUACAUCAAAUAGUAAGUCCAAAGGUGCUGAGUUACCCCAGAGGAGAGCUUACCAAGCAGGAAGUCAGACUUCUAGGCUGAUUGCAAUGCCAUAUCAGUCAUCUACCAAGAUUGGCAAUCUGUCCCCAUAAUGCAUCAGCCUUGGCAGACAUUGUUCCCAUGGGUAGCAGUUAACAACACUUCUGCAGGUGCUCUUUCUCCAGCUAGAACCUCAAGGAAAAAUGAGAAGCAUGUUGAAAAGAGACAUGCUUUGAGAUCAUCCACGGUGGAAAGAUAAAAGUGAAUGCAAAAAGGAGGAUAGUAACAGAAAUCUUUUGUUCAGGACACCAUGGUGCAUGCUGCUUUCCAGAAGCAGAACUCUCUACAGAUCAUUUUAGUUGUAAAUAAAAAACAAAGUGCUGGUUCACUUUCUAGUUGCUGCCAUCCUCCUACACUUCAUUAUCUGGUUAGCUUGAAUGCAUGGGAGGAGGAAAGCACCAAAGAAUAUUCACAUCAAUGAAAGAAAGUUGCCGAGUGUGGUGGUCAUUCUCUAGUAUAGGAAAAGUGGCCAGAGCCUAUUUUGCACAUCAGCUAAUCAUUUGUUUUUAUUUUUAAAAGAUCACAUGUGGGGGGGGGGAACACCACCACCAGAAGAGGUACCAAAAGUUUACACUUUUACAAAAUAUUUUUGCAGUGGAACAACAGAAUCCAUAAGACUUAUAUUGCUAAUUUAUCUAUAUAAACAAAUAUUGUAUGAGCAAAUUUUCAGCUGUUGUGUAUAUACUGUAUAUUGCAGAAAAUCAGUAUUAUUUUUAAGAGUUUUGUGCUGUCAAACAAUUGUUUACCUAUGUUACAUUUCUGGACAUUUACUAGGUGCCUGCCAUUGAGUACUGCCUUCCUUACAUUCCGGGAGUUGAUUUUCAAAGCAGCAUUUUAAUAAAAAGAGGAGCUCCAUUUUAAUAUAGAUUACAGCUACUGACCUUAGGAAGAUCGUUAUUUUUAAUAUCAACAAUGUGAUGCUUUUUGGGGGGGGGGGAGAGACUGCCAUCUUAUCGGUCCAAACCUACUCAUCACUACCAAUUAAAAAAUCUGUUCAGCAGCAUAACAAUUUUAAUCACAGGUAGAAGAAACUGACAAAAUGUGCCAGUGAAAUCAAUACUAACACCCUCUACUUAGCAGGCAUUGCUUAGGUCUAGAACUAGCAGUGCCUUCUCUGAAUUCUCCUUUUGCUUAAGAGGGACAGACUAGUGUAGUAAGUGAGAAAAUUAACCGUGUCUAUGUUAUAAGUACUGUAUUGUUCACAAGACAAAUGUGAGUUGUGUUUUCUGGAUGAGCUGUUUGCUUCUGAAGCUGAAAGAGCAUCACAGAGCUAGAGUAGGCACUAAUAAGAAGUAGCUGUGGCAAGAUUUAAAAUGGAUGUUUUUCCUAAUUAAAGCAGUGAUUUAAAGGCAAGAGAGUUAUUUUUCAGCAUGGUUCACCUUGAAAUCUCAACAACCACAAUGCAUCUGACUGCAAUAAUUGCUAGUAAUUUAUGUCAAUAACCAUCUUUCUCAGUUCAUCCAGUCAUGCUCUCUCCUGCGUGUUGCUGUAAAGAACUUGUAUAUAGGAUUGAGAACUAAAGAUAUUUAUUAAAAGUUGAAUUCUUGAUAGUAUUUUAUGUAUGAAAUAUUUACACUAAUAGCCAAGAUAAAAUAGAGAGAUGUAAUUAGAUACAUGUACAUGCUAUAUCAUAUGCAUAGAACAGAAAUUGAAGCUAACUAAACUACUGUAGAUGAAUUGUUGGUCUAAUUUCUUUUUUUUUAAAAUCUUAAGAAAAGCCAUUGUCAAUUACAAACAUCUUUAGGUUUUUAAAUAGUUUACUAAAGUUUGAUGUGCAAUUUUUGUCCUGUCUGAGCAAACUGUUUAAUAAAACAGUGAAUUUGUAGCACUAAAAACACAAUGAAAUAUAUUAGGACUCCAUGGAUCACAUUUUGGAAACAGACUAAGAAAUGUGUGUAGUAAUUUUCCAGGAUUGCUGAGAUGACAUUAGAAUGCAAAUCUCUUUCAGGAGACCCUAAUGUCAACUAGAAUGUAGGUAAAUUAACCCUCAAAAGUAAAUAGGAUCAUGUUUGUUUUGCAUUAUGAUGUUUGUAAUCUAACCCACUGAAGUAUUGACUUGAUGCCUCUAAAGAAUUGCUGCUACUUUUAUGCAAGGCUUUUGAAGGUCUAAAGAAAUUAGCAUUAUAUAGAUUGUGUACAGACAAUCCCUGAGCCUCAAACAGACCAACAGGAUAUGGGUUUGCUUCCCUGGAAUUCCCCAGAAGUCAAAUUCUCUCUCUCUCACACAUAUAUACAAUACGGAUGUAGAUACUCCUUGUACCUUUUUGCUUUCUUUUCUACCAAGCUAAUUUCUCUUUCAUUAAAGUGUACACUACUGAUCCUGUUUGUUGUAUUGGGGAGCACCUAGCAAUAAAAACUUUAA
Molecule: messenger RNA, 5960 nt
Organism: Mauremys mutica (yellowpond turtle)
Lineage: Eukaryota; Metazoa; Chordata; Testudines; Geoemydidae
Gene: ADAMTS3
Product: ADAM metallopeptidase with thrombospondin type 1 motif 3
Exons: 22
Coding region: 169-3651 (1160 amino acids)
Biological process (GO): proteolysis; extracellular matrix organization
Cellular component (GO): extracellular matrix
Molecular function (GO): metalloendopeptidase activity
Source: RefSeq, a predicted model, not a curated record